This is a messenger RNA of Ostreococcus tauri, 1347 nucleotides long. Its product is annotated as Lipopolysaccharide-modifying protein. The transcript has a single exon. The coding region runs from base 1 to 1347 and encodes 448 amino acids. NCBI's taxonomy places the organism in Eukaryota, Viridiplantae, Chlorophyta, Mamiellophyceae, Mamiellales, Bathycoccaceae. The record is from RefSeq and is a predicted model, not a curated record.
AUGAAGCGUCGCACGGCGGUAAAACUGCGUCGACGAUUCUUAGCGCGGUUCGCUCUGGCCGUUCUGGUCGUAUGCGCGAUGGUGUACGGUCGGGAAAACCGGGUUGUCCCAGAGAAGAUUUCGUCAGACGAACCCACGUUUCUUGGUGGUGACGCCACGAGCGAAGCCGUUGGUGACCGGGUCACAAGGGGUUCUCCACGUGUCGCUGAUACAUCGGCAGGGAAGAUCGAUUCGCUCCAACCAACACGUGCGCUUUUCGAAGAGGCUUUAAAGCAGAAUCAAACGGAGACUUUCUUCAAAGCUUUCUUCAAAAGUCAACUCGGUGAUAUUGCUCAUUUUGACGGAGCUGUCGUGCAGAAGGCAAAAUUAGAAGCACUUGUGGCGCGUUCGAUUCCAAAACUUUCGUUAUAUCUACUGUCUAGGGACGAUGGAAAUAAAUUCACGUGGAGUCACGUCGCGGGUCCAGCGACGUUUUGGUCAACCAACGAUUUCCACGCAUUCGUCAAGGAACACCUCGAAGUCAUCACGGUCGACUUCCCAGACACGUUCCACGAGGCUUACUUCCUCAUAAAUAAUUUCGACGAGCCACAAGCGGUGGGUGAAGGAUGUGUAGAUAAAAUCGACCUCCUGCGUCAACUGCACGCGAACGUCGUCGAAGGCGUGAUUUCAUCAUACGAGAAAGUGCCCGUGUGGAGCAUGUCGAAAGUUCGUGGAUGUCACACGGAUCUUCUAUUUCCGUUUCCCGACUAUUUCGUCCAUCUUCGGGAGAAGAGCGCGGCUCGAGAAGCGUGUCAGUCGCGUUGGAUGAACCGGUCAAAUGAUAUCAUAUUUCGAGGAUCCACCACUGGUUUCGGCGACGCGACAACUAACCUGAGAGCACGGACGAUGGGAAAGUUGAUCGAUGAGCCGGGAUUCGACGUUGGAUUCACUGUGGCGAUUCAAGGCUUUCAACAAUCGUGGGCUCCGCGAUUGUUCAAAGACAAAAUGUCUGGCGGGGAUUUCUGCAACUUUAAAGCGAUUAUGGAUAUCGAUGGCAACGCGCACUCUUUUAACAGGCAGUUGCUCAUAGCGGAGGCUGGGGCGGUCAUGGUGCGCGUCAACGUCUUCACCGACUGGUUUGCCGAGGGUGUUCAAAAUGAUGAAUUUUGCUUUGCCGUGGACCCCAGCGACGUGUUGAACACCUCGCGUCGAAUACGUGAUUCGCUAAUCCGUGAUCCAGUGCGCGCGGUGGAUACGGCAGAGGCAUUUACGAGACUCGCGCGGUGGGUUGUUCAAGAUGACGUCGUGAUUCAAUACUUGCGUCAAGCUUUUAAUCAUUACGUAGCCGCGGUUCAUUUCAUAGAGUAG